GCGAGACAGUCCUUGCGGCUGCUUCCUAUACUCUCCCUUCUUAACAAGCCACAAACUUGGCAGCAACUAGAAGAACUUCAUGAUUGAUGAGAAUGUCACUAUGUGGAGCAUGCGUUGACCUUGCUAAGAAGUUGUCCAACGUCAUAUCGGCUGGCCAUGAGGACACAUCAUCCCAAAAACCGAUACGGCAUGACCGCCCCUUCAGGCAAGUCCGGGACGUGGACCACAACAGUUGCCCGAUGUGCUCGUUGUUGCAGAGCAGAUACACGAGAGAAGAUGAAGACAACCCUCUGGACGACAGUUUCAGCGCAGAGAUAGUCCCAUGUUGGGUGCGAGACGAUGCGCCUGUUGAGGGAGCAAUCUCAAAUCCGCACCGAUAUGUACUAAGGACCCUCUUCGUGUCAGUCCGAAGAGAUAGAUCUGGAUUAGGGAAUUUGGGAGAUGGGUCAAGAGUUUAUCCGCCUGUUCCACUUCAACUCUUUGCUCCGAGAGGCUGCCCCGAGUCACUGGGGACUUCCGUCUGGCGUGAAGAACAACUGGUGAAUUCUAGCCUUCAGGAUUCGCUCGCACUUUGCCAGACAUGGUUCAAAUCGUGCCUCGAGAAUCACACAGGUUGUCAUGAAUCCGGGUUUGGCAGUGCAUCCACCACGACGCAAAGAAACCCCCUCCCCACAAGAGUGCUGGAUACUGCUCCGACAAGUAAUCCUUCCAGCCUGCGGCCAGUAGAGUCAAAUGGCAUGCAAGGCACAUGGGCCGCAUUGAGCCACUGCUGGGGAAAGCCAGAAAACCGACCGCUAACGACUACACGAGCGAAUCUCAAGAGUCAUUUGAGUAUGAUUGAGUUCGCUUCGCUUCCAAAAACAUUCCAGGACGCAGUUCUGCUGGCGAGGGCACUUGGGAUCCGUUAUUUAUGGAUUGACUCUUUGUGCAUAAUCCAGGACGACAAGCAGGACUGGAAAAGCGAGAGCAACAAAAUGGGUGCCAUUUACCAGAAUGCCGCAAUUACCUUUGCGGCCGCUGAUGCUCAGGACAGCACCGAGGGAUGCUUCGUCGAUGGAAGCUCUCUGUCGUAUACGGCGACAGAACAGUUCUCGUCGCACCCGAAUGAUGAGACAGGAGCAUAUAAGCUUCUCGCCGUCGAGGAAAGCCCAGAAGUCACCAGCGCUGCCCGUCUGCCCUUUUUCACGGACGAUAAACUCACAGGGUCUUUCUUCGUCGCCCCUUGGCCAUUAGGACGGGAACAAAAGUCGCAUUCCCUGGAGGAGUCCCCGCUCUUCAAGAGAGCCUGGGUGAUGCAGGAAUGGGCACUGUCCCGACGGACUCUGAUCUUUCAGAAAAACUCAAUUGUGUGGUCAUGCCGAGCCAUGUGCACCGAUGAGCGAGGUUAUCGACUGGAAUUUAAAAGGCCGUCCCUGCAAGACUGGGGAGGGUUGGUGGAAGAAUACACAAAAAUGGACUCGACUUUCAAGUCAGACAGGUUAAUCGCCAUACAAGGACUAGCAAACUUGCUUCAGCAACAAAGGGGAGACAUGUACUUUGCUGGAAUGUGGACAGCAGAUCUACCAGAAUCUCUAUUGUGGAAGGUUUAUGAUGACAGCCCGACUAGCCCUGACCGCGAACGGCCACAUCUCCCCUCAUGGACUUGGGCGAACCUGGAAGGCCCCAUUCGCUUCCAGCUCUCUGGGCAGCCUUUUAGAACCCAUCAUCAGGAGCAUCUAUCGGAUACGCUUCAAGAACUGUCUGUACGGCCUUCGGGUGCGCUCUAUCUAAAGGGUCCAGUGGCUCACCUAAAAUCUGGCACUCUUGACUUUGUCGCGAGAACGCCUCGAUAUCCUCAUCCCUACAAGUCAUUCUUCAAGCUAGAUUUCAAGGGGUACUCAAAUUGCAGACAAAAUGGAGGAUCCUUGUCCGGGAAGCAGAUGGUGGCAAUCCCCGGCGACAGGUCCUUGAGCCCGCCAUAUAAGAACCCGGAUCGUGCUGGGUGGGCCAUAAUGGAUCUCGAUGUCGUCCAAGAUUGCAAUUCGGUGUAUUGCAUUGCGGUAAAAAAGGAAACCAAUGCUGUUUGUCGUCUGUCCAAUGCGGAAUUUAACUACGAGGACGCAUAUCAUGUUAUCCUUCUUCGGCCAGUUACGUGUUUCGGCUUAUUGCGGCGAUAUGUGCGUAUUGGGAUAGGUGUGGUGGCAAUAACUUCCAGGUUAUGGCAUCAAGAAGAAGUUGAGAUAGUGUAGAGCUAACACAACCUCGCCGACGGGGAGGAUCUCCU
Molecule: messenger RNA, 2263 nt
Organism: Ilyonectria robusta
Lineage: Eukaryota; Fungi; Ascomycota; Sordariomycetes; Hypocreales; Nectriaceae
Product: heterokaryon incompatibility protein-domain-containing protein
Exons: 2
Coding region: 87-2228 (713 amino acids)
Source: RefSeq, a predicted model, not a curated record